This is a messenger RNA of Nicrophorus vespilloides, 678 nucleotides long. Its product is annotated as RE1-silencing transcription factor-like. Gene Ontology annotation, biological process: regulation of transcription by RNA polymerase II. NCBI's taxonomy places the organism in Eukaryota, Metazoa, Arthropoda, Insecta, Coleoptera, Silphidae. The record is from RefSeq and is a predicted model, not a curated record. Gene Ontology annotation, cellular component: nucleus. The coding region runs from base 1 to 678 and encodes 225 amino acids. The transcript has 4 exons. Gene Ontology annotation, molecular function: RNA polymerase II transcription regulatory region sequence-specific DNA binding; DNA-binding transcription factor activity, RNA polymerase II-specific.
AUGAUUUCAGAUGAUGGUGGUUUCACGUGUCUGCGGUGCAAGGCGGCCUUCACGAGGAACGACAACCUGCAGAGGCAUUUGAGGUUCGUGUGCGGCGUCGAGCCGCAAUUCAGGUGCGACUUUUGCGCGUACUCCGCGAAACGGAAGGAGGCGCUGUCCAGGCAUCUGCGGAGCGCCGCGGAUGCACUGUUCAAAUCGUCGGUGCCUAGGAACCUGGAUUUGUCUUACUACAUCAGCAGUGAGGGGCGGUACUGCUGCCCCCAGUGCCCCGACAAGGUUUACAAAAACAAGAGGAACCUGAAGAGGCACCUCUGCCAGAUGGCGUACGUGAGCAGCCUCUGCCAUUUGUGCGGAGUGCUCAUGGACACCAAAGUCAAUCUGGUGAUCCACAUGAACACGGUGCACUCGACGUCGCAUCCCAAACUGUGGGAUCUCUGCCCGUUCAGGCCGUUCAAGUGCACCAGGUGCAAGGGAUACCUGGAGAGACCGUUCAGAUGCGGCAACUGCACGAAAUCGUACAAGCACCGUCACAACCUUAGGAGACACUCCAAAUACGAGUGCGACGGAAUCUCGCGCUUCGUCUGCCAUUUGUGCUCCAAAGCUUACACGCAAAAGUCUAGCUUAAAGCAGCACAUUAUGAUGACGCAUUCGCAAGAAGCAGCCUCGUGCAUCUAUUGA